Crotalus tigris (Tiger rattlesnake) is the source of this 9365-nucleotide messenger RNA. RefSeq names its product heparan sulfate 6-O-sulfotransferase 1 (gene HS6ST1). Gene Ontology annotation, molecular function: heparan sulfate 6-sulfotransferase activity. Gene Ontology annotation, cellular component: membrane. Lineage: Eukaryota; Metazoa; Chordata; Lepidosauria; Squamata; Viperidae. Bases 923 to 2149 code for a protein of 408 amino acids. The transcript is spliced from 2 exons. The record is from RefSeq and is a predicted model, not a curated record.
GGGGGACAACCCGAAAAGAUAAUAGAACCUGGAUCCCGAGGUGGCUCUUCCCUUUAAUUAGAAAAGCGAGCAAAAUAGAUUUCGCGAUUGAGGAACACGCGGUCUUUUCUUUCUCGUGGAUCGGAAGCGGAGGGGGCGAAGAGAGACCUGACCGCCAGUUCUGAGAUUAAUGGAUAUCAUUGCUCUUGAAAGUGGAGAUCGGUGACUGCGCUUCCCCAUUGGUAGGCUUUGGUUAUGUAAAAGAGGAAGUGGUGAAGUCCCCAAAACAUCGCAGCCACAGCAGCAGCGCGCGCACACCCAAAAUUUCUACGGGCGGGCGCUUGCAACUUCGGAGCCUCCAGAACAGCUGUCUUUGCGGCGUGCCUGUGUUCGCUGCUGCUGCUACCGCCGCCGCCGCCGCCGCGACUGCUCUCCCUUCUCCAGUGCGCGCUUGGAGCUGCUGGAGAAGUGAGUGGAGGCGGCGCUGUGCAUGCUGGGCUCAGAUCAUGGUUGGGCUUGGCAAUAGGAAGCCAGGCAGGAAGGACUCGAACUAGCGUGCGGUGGCGGCGAGCGAAGCAGCGCGAGACAGAGUGCUGCGGGUCGUGUGAGUAGAUCGCCUGGCCAGAUUGGAGCUGGAGUGAAGGGGGAAGCAAAGUCCCGUAGGCAGAGGCGGGACGGGGCUGUGAGGGAGGCGGAACCGGGGGAGGGGGUCAUUUGGAACAGCGCUGUACGCCCCCCCCUCCCCCUUUUGCUGAUCUGACUGAAGCAGAAGAAAAAAGAGAGGGGCAGGGAAUCCUCGCUUCUUGCAAAGAGAGGCGCCGGUUUGGUUGUCGGUACUGGUGCGUGAAGCAAAGGCGAGACAAGAGGAGCGUAUUUCGGCGCCGCCAACACCGCCAGGAACAGCCGCCGCCGCCUCCUCCCCAUUGCCGGGAGAUGGUGGCAUAUGAAGCGCGCUGGAAGGACCAUGGUUGAAAGGAACAGCAAGUUCCUGCUGAUCGUGGCGGGGUCGGUGUGUUUCAUGCUCAUCCUAUACCAAUAUGUGGGGCCGGGGCUGAGUCUGGGCUCGCCGAGCGGCCGCUCGUACCAGGAUGAGCUGGACCUCUUCCCCACUCCGGACCCACACUACGUCAAGAAGUACUACUUCCCAGUGCGGGAGUUGGAGCGCCAGCUGGCCUUCGACAUGAAAGGGGACGAUGUGAUCGUCUUCCUGCACAUCCAGAAGACGGGCGGCACCACUUUCGGCCGCCACCUGGUGCAAAACGUGCGCCUCGAGGUCCCCUGCGAUUGCCGGCCCGGGCAGAAGAAAUGCACCUGCUACCGGCCCAACCGCCGGGAGACUUGGCUCUUCUCGCGUUUCUCCACGGGCUGGAGCUGCGGGCUGCACGCCGACUGGACCGAGCUCACCAACUGCGUGCCCGGCGUCUUGGACAAGCGAGAGAGCGCCGCGGUCAAACCGCCCAGGAAGUUUUAUUACAUCACUCUGCUAAGGGAUCCUGUGUCCCGUUAUCUCAGUGAAUGGAGGCAUGUCCAACGAGGAGCUACCUGGAAAACAUCCUUGCAUAUGUGUGAUGGCCGGACACCAACCCCUGAAGAGCUGCCAUCAUGCUAUGAAGGCACAGACUGGUCAGGCUGCACUCUUCAGGAGUUCAUGGAUUGCCCAUAUAACUUAGCUAACAAUCGUCAAGUGAGGAUGUUGGCUGAUCUGAGCUUGGUAGGCUGCUAUAAUAUGUCCUUCAUACCAGAAAACAAGCGAGCUCAGAUACUGCUGGAAAGUGCCAAGAAAAAUCUCAGAGACAUGGCCUUUUUUGGCUUGACAGAAUUUCAGAGAAAAACCCAGUAUUUGUUUGAGAGAACUUUCAAUCUAAAAUUUAUCAGGCCAUUCAUGCAGUAUAAUAGCACAAGAGCAGGUGGAGUGGAGGUAGACACCAAGACCAUACGGAGGAUUGAAGAACUUAAUGACUUGGACAUGCAGCUGUACGACUAUGCAAAAGACCUCUUUCAACAGCGCUAUCAGUACAAGAGGCAGUUGGAGAGGAUGGAGCAGAGAAUAAAGAAUCGGGAAGAAAGACUUCUUCACCGAUCGAAUGAAGCGCUUCCCAGGGAAGAGACCGAAGAACAAGGACGGUUGCCUACCGAGGACUACAUGAGCCAUAUUAUAGAGAAGUGGUAGCAUUGAAAGAAUUUUAUACAAAAAACAAGAUACUAGUGUUUCCAUUACAAAAGAACAUGGAAUUUAAAAAAAACUUAUUUAAAACAGUCUGUAAAACAGAAAGUAGAAUGCUUCUUUAAACAAAGGGUCUUUUUACUGUUUCUUACAAGACCAAUGGGGUUCUUAAUAAAACAAAAUAAAAAUAAUAAAAAAGAGUCUUAGUGAGCUCAGAGUUUCAAAUGCACAAGUGUAGUCCCUUAGAACUGAGGCCAAAUAUCACCUCAUAUUUCAUCUAGAUGCAGAUCUAGACAUAGAAAGCAGUUUUUACCACUCUUCUCCAUCGUCAAUAGCAAGUGAGCUUCAAAGAAUCGAUUCACAUUUUCUAUGUGAAAUGUUCAGUGAUGAACGUCAUAAUAAUGGCAGUGAACCUGCCACACAAUGACUUGGUCCCAGAUUCAGCUGCUUGACUUCAGAUUGAAAUCAUGGCUAAAACAAAGGCAUAAUAUAACCAAACUAAAAGGAAUUUUUAAAAAUAGAGAACAGAAACAUCCAGAAAACAGAUUAAAGCCUGGACUACGAAUUGGGGACUGAAGUUUGGAUUACAUGGCACUGGUGUUUUGCAUGCAUACAUUCACACUACAUUAUCAAAACAACUGGUGAAUCUGUGUACAUUUUCUCAGCCUUUGUUAAAGAAAGAAUUAAAUCCCUUGUAAAACUAACUGUAAAUGAUCUCAUCACAAAAUGAUAAACAAAUCUUUUCCUAGAGAAAGACUGGUUAUGUAUCACUCCAAUAAAUUUAAAAGAAUAUGAUCAACUGAGGCCAACAUAUCCUAUGCAAAGUCUAAAUUAUCGUUUGGUUGUUCUGCUCAUGAUGGAAAAUAUUCCUUCCCUUUGGUUGGAUGUUGAUUUAAUAAGACACAGUUAUUAUUCAAAGUGAUUGUUUGUUAUUUGGCAUUAGAUAUUGUCCAUUGCUGAAUAGUGACUGCUAUACUAUAAAAAUUAGAUCAUUUUAAGUCCUAGGUCAAAUGAGGCUAACUUAAAAUUUAAUGAAGUAAUUCAGCUCCACUGAUUGAUGUCAGGAAGAUUUAGAUGCAACUCAUUUUCACUGGAUAAUAUCCAGUAUUUAUUGGAGUGCUGAUGUUGAAUUUAAGACACUGCAUUGCAUCAGCACAUGGCAGGACUUGGCUGAUCAUGUCUGGGCUGUAAACCUAAGCAGACUUAUGAGUACGACAAUAUUAUAAGAUACUAAGGCUUUAGACCAGAUGAAAAAAUUGAGAAAAAAAAAAUCCCACAGUGGUGGCACUUCCAUACCAUUACCAAAAACUAAUCUUGCAUGGAUGUGUCCAUGAAAUCAUUCGCUUACUUGAAGGAGAGUUUACCUGUCUGACUUGCUUUCUUAUUUUUGAGCAAAUAGGAACACUGGUAAAGUUGGAAGUGCUCAGUUGUUCUCACUUCAAACUCUGAGUUUAUAAGUCUUGUACUUAUUAAACAAAAUUUUUCACAAUACCAUAUCAUUUUUUUCUUUUUGAAAGCAUCCAAUUAUGGUUUACUGUCUCUAAAAAAACCUAUGUUUCUUUAUUUUCUAAAUGCUUUUAUAAGUUUUUAAACAGUUUUAUAAAAUGAGAGACUGAAGGAAACCAAAUUGUGUUUGUCAUUAUGACUUAUUGUUUCUGUUCUCUUGGAUACAAAUAGUUAAAUUGUUGAUAGUACUUGAAUAUGAAGGUUGUCAGCUGAUUCUCAAAGAUCAGGCUCACUCUGCAUCAUAGAGAGAAGCUAGUAUAUUUGUUCCAUGUGGUUUUCAGCACAAGAAAGUAUGGAACUUCCUUAUGGUUCUGUAUCUCAAUAUAGUAGUACUCAACUUAGAGCUAUUCAUUUUGCAACCAUUCAAAGUUACAAUGGCACCAAAACAGUGACUUAAAACUAGUCCCUGCAUUUGUAACCUUUGCAGCAUUCUCCUUGGUCAUGUGAUCAAAAUUCAGGCACUUGGCAACUGGCAUGUAUUUAUGAAAGUUGCAGUGUUCCAGAAUCAUGUGACCAACAUUUGCAACUUUCCAAGAUGCCUUCCAACAAGCAAAAUCAAUGUGGGAAAUUAGAUUCAUUUAAAGAAUGAAUAAUUCUUUAAUAAUGCAAUGCGAUUCACUUAAUAAUGCAAUGAUUCGCUUGACAAACAUAGCAAGAAGUAAAAUUGGGUGUGACUCACUUAACAACCACCUUGCGUAGCAACAGAAAUUCUCUUGCCAAUUGUGGUCAUGAGUCAAGAACUAGCUGUAUUCUUUCCCACAGUUCUCAGUGGGGAAGUUCUCAUUCUUCAUGGCCUAAGAGUUGGUCUUCUUCCUAAGGAAAUACUGUUACCUAAUUACGCAACCCGUUAUAUAUGCUUAGCUUGCUGCUUCUAUGUUUCAUCCAAAGGACAGUGAGAAUUACUUAGAGUGAUAACAGAAGGAAAACUUGAUUUAAACAUAACCUUAUCCAUCUAUUUCAGUGUUUAAGACAAAUACCAAGGGACCUGUAAUGAUCUACAUCCUGAAAGAUACGCUAGUUCUUAAGUACAAAUAUUUGGCAGCUCAGUCUAUGCAAAGGCUUUCUGCUGUAUUUGAAAAAGCCCUUCGUAUUCACAGCUCAUCAAAACUAAGCAUUUGAUUAUAAUUGGGGUGGGGUGGGAGGACUUUAUAUCCCUAAAUCUUAAAUUUAGGAAUUAACAACAGUCUGCUAAUUCUCUGGAAAGCUCUGGAUUUUUGUAACAAAUAAAAAAACCUUUUAAAAUUAUCUGCCGGCAAAACCAUCUGCAGUUUUUGACAUGCAGAAUAGGGAGGUUUGCUCAGCAUGUUUGUACUGUGUUCACUAUGGUCUUACAAAAAUGCACUGCAGCAAUUAAUCAAUAUGCAUAAUGUGAACAGCAGAGAGCCUGUUAUAUUAGGCUUUGUACAACAAAUAGCACAUUUCUAGGGCUUCUUCAUAGUGUGGAUAAAGAUAAAAGGAAACUAGUUUUUUGUGUGUUUAAAUUCAAUUUCCACAACAACCUGGAUAAAAAACCCUAAUGGAUCAGCCUGUGAUAAUAGGCUUUCUCCAAUGUUUUUGUUUGAUGUUUUUAUAAGUAAAAACUAAGAAAAUAAAAAUUACUGGAUAUUAUUGUCAGCUUCAGCGCCAAAGUAAGUGAGUGUGUGGUCAUUUUGUGCUUAGAUCACAAUAUAAACAGUUUCUUGCAGCAGAGGGAAAUACCAAUUUCAUGGCCUGUCACAAUAGUUCAAGUGUCUUCCCAAAUUUUGCUAAGGUAUUAUACUGUUACAAAGACAUUUAAAUGAUUCAAAAUCAUUUGGACUAAAGCAUUGAAAUUGGACAAAUAGAACUGAAACUACAAAGGCAAAGAAGCUAUGACUGAGUAUAAAAAAUAAAGGAAAUCAGUCCGAGAUAUUUAAAUUAUAAGGACUAUUAUAAGGACAAAAAAAAAAAGAAAAAGGUGGAUGGGACUUUGACACCAAAUAUGACUGUUUAGAAGAAUUCAUUAAUAUCAUGGAAAGAAAUUUUAUAUUGUGUAUUACUUAGCGUGUGAUCAGAUAGUUCAAGAGCAGAUCAAUGAUACUGUAAAGGAAAAACAUGCUUAAUUUAAAAUUCUUUAUCUACAAUAUAGCAGGACACUUUUUGGUACCUCCUGUUGUGUCUUUUCAACCUCCAUAUCAUCUUUCUUUGACUCUACCAGGAGCAGUUUAUAAUGUCAGCAGCGCUGGUGCUGGGGGAGUCUAGAAAACAUCUCCUAUAGCUAUUUAAAAUUAGCAUGCUUACUUAGUCAGAGCAAUCACUACGGAACAAAUGUCAUAAACAUUCCCAACAGAACACAUGCUUUCCCCAGCACUCCAAAGUAUUCUAGGACAUUGGCUCUGGACUUUUAGCAAAAGAGAAUUUUGCAGUACCAGCCAGCAUGUUAGCUCAAUCUUCAUUGAAAUUACUUGAACAAUUAUUUUCUGCAGAAGCCUUCUGAAAUGAGAGCUAAUUGGGGAUAUAUGGAAUAGUUCUGAGACCAUAAGCCAGCUAAGUAUUUUUCAUAUAACACAAUGUAUUAGAUUUCUUGUCAGUUUGUUAUGAUUGGAAGAUCCUUUCCAGAAACAUAUAUAAUUAACAAAGCUUUCCAACUUGGAGUACACUAGGAGUACAUUAGGCUGAUGGCAGCUUUCCCGAGUGAAAUUUUGUAAUACAGAAGAGUAAUUACAAAAGAUGAAUUAACCACUCAGUCUUGUGUUCUUAUAGGAAAUCAGCUCCUAGCCAUGACAAUGAAAACAAGCAAUUUCAGAAGUAUAUACUUCUAUAUAUACCAGUUGCUGGGUAACAAUAGGAGUUGACUUUUCUAGAAUUAUCUACCUCAGUGCUGAUGGAGGAAUUCUGGGAGCUGAAGUUUAUACAUCUUAAGGUUGUUGAGAUUGAGAAACAGUGAGCUAGCUGAUUAUUAGGAUGCUUGACCAGAUGGAUCUCUGGCCUGAUCAAGUUGGAAGGUUUUUAUUUGGCUGGAUUGACAUAAGAUUUUGCAGAACAAGUAUUAGGAAAAUUUAACAAAAGGAAAACCUAGUGGUUGUCGUCCAUUAGUGGCAUGGAAAAAUAUUUCCAUAUUUUACUUGUGCAACAUUUCUCUCACUGUCUUAUUAAACACGCUGAAAUGCUACAUUCUAAGAGUUCGGAUGUUACAAGAUGUCCAAUCUUGUAACCAUUUUUUUUUUUAAAUCUACAGAGAAUUUUCUUGGAAAUUACAGCACUAGUGGGGGAAGAAGGGCUUCGGCCAACUGAACCCCCACUUGGUAUACCUUGAAUAUGUUUUGGCUAAAACUCCUUUUCGUUUGCUGGCUAGAAAUUCUGUAGCUGCAGUAUAAAUGCAUCCAUAGAAUGGGGUUCAGGAUGGCUGACAAGAAUAAAGUAUGAAUAUAAUGGCUUUAAAAAAAUUAUGCAAAAAGAUAUUGCAUCUUUUUUAAAAAGAUUUUGUUUUGUUACAAUAUUUGAAUGGGGCUGUGGAAUUGCAAAGGCAUGGCAGAGCAAAUAUACAUUGCAUACUUGUGCCCUAACUAAGAGACUAUAUGGAAGAGAAAUACCAACAUUAACCAGGAUCAGUAUGGCUAGGCAAGGGAAGCCAUGGUUCAGUGGUAGAGUAUAUGCCAAUGCCAAGUUUAUCCCCAAGUGUUUGUACUUUAAUAAUAAAAAAAUACCAAAUAGUAAUUUUAAAAUUUUUUGCUUAAGAGCUGGAGAAGACUGUCAACCUGAUAAAUUCCUACAUUUUCCAUCUAGUGUAUACACACACACACACACACACACACCAUCAUGUUCUCUGGAGACAAAUUCAUUUUCUGAAUGCAAUAUUAUUUGACUUUUCUUUAAAUGCAAUAGCAAUUUCUUAUGAUGAAACCCCAUUAGGCUUCCAAUUGUGCAAGAGCAAAGAAAGUUGCUUUGAACGCUGAAUGCAAAGGACUGCCAAACAUCCGUGCUAUUACAUGAGGCUGAAUUUACAUUGUUUUUUUUUUUCAGUUAGAAAUACAAGAUUUUUAAGAUGAGAGACAAGGGGGCGGGCAGAAGGCCUCAGGAGGCCUCUGCAAAGCUUCUUUCUGAAUGUAGGCUCAUUUCCAGUUCAUGUUUGACACAUGCAAUUCAUGUUUAUACAGAUUUCACCAAUCCACUCUGAUCCUUCACCUGAAAAACCAUAGGCAUGACUAGCAAUAUAUUGUGUUAGUCUAGCUUUGAAUGGAAAGGAUAAGUUUGAAUGUCCAUUUUAGUUCUAAAUUAUCUAAAUUAGAAGUGAAUAAUUUUACAUUUAUAGAUGAGUCACAAAUUAAGGAUAGUUUUGACAAACAUACAUUGAUAACUUGAAUACUACAGUCCUCUACUGUCUUCACAUCCGUCUAGCCAUGCAGGUCUUUAUAACUACCUGGAAGGUAACAGAAGCUGCAAUGUCUGCCAUGAUACCAUUAGAACCAUUGUUCUUUUUGUUACUGCUCACAUUCAUUAAUCAUAGGGACAGGUUUUAAGAUUUUAUAUGUAUUUGACAUUAAAGCAAAGAGGAGUUGGCCAACCAAAUGAUUGUCUCCAAGAGUGGCUGCAUGCAUUCAUAUACUGAUCAAUUGAGGUUUUCCUCUCGUCAAGGUUUUAUGUUAAUAUCUUUGAUUCCUAAUAAAUCCUGAAGCGCAUCAUGGGGAAGAGCCCCACCAUGUGAUUCCCUACCCCAUUCUAUCCUAUAGUUUCUGCUUUUUCUGCUCUGCCUUUUUCUCAGGUGCUCCCUCCUACAUGCUGAACUCAAAAAUAAUUGUUGAACUUAUUUUCAAAUGAUGACUUGUUUUGUACAUGUUGGUAUAUGUUUUAAUUUAUUUGUGUUGCUGGUUUGAACUGAUUUUCAAUUGCGUUUUGCAAAAUCAUUUUAGGUUUCAAUAUCUGUGUCCAUGCCUCAGCAAAUUUUGGUCAAUGCUAGUGCUUAUAUCAGCACUUCUGCAACUGAGUGAGAUAUCAUGUAAAUGUUACUUGCUUUAUGCAAACUGAUUUUAAUUUCACUAAGAUGUCUAGGUUACAUUAUGAAGCAGAUGAACAAACCAUUCCCAAGGAUCUAUUCCCUCUCCUUUCUUUGGGUGAUUUUAUCCAAUAAACUGGUAUCUUUCUAAGCUCCAUUUUUCUCCCCCAUUGAGCUCUCAAACAGGUCCUUCUUAUUAACACUGAGAGCAUCUACCUUCAGACCGAAUCUCUAAGAUCUGCAUGUUUGCUGCAGAAACUGAAAGCAAUGUUUAAACUGAAUCAAAUAACUUCUAAAGCUUUAUAUAUUUAUUUAUUUAUAGCUUCUUUUUUUAAAAAAAAAUGUUACAAAGGGAAGGAUUGUGUUCCUUUCUUCAUCUCAGUAACUACUACGGGAACAGACAAAACAAAAUAAAAGAAUAGUCACCUAAUUGUUUCUGUCUAGAUCAAGACUGGAUCUUAGCAAAUUAAAUAAAGCAUACAGAAAGAUUUUUGGCCUGCUGUUAUAUUUUGGGAUAUGUGCAUUCUCCAUUGCUAUGUCUGUGUCUAUGUCAUUAAUAUUCUAAUUCCCUUUGAUCUGUUCCAUGGGAAUGAAAUUGCUCUGAGCUUGUGGGUGGAAGGGAAAUAAACCUAUUUUAAAUACAGAAUCUUCCUUGCAAGGGGGAAAUCAGAAGUAAGCAGAGCCUAUUUUAAUUUGCAGAUUAUGAAUUAUUAUUAAUUAUUGGAUUCUACUAUUUCCCAUAAAGGAACUCAAAUUUGAACUUGA